UUUUUGUUGUCAGCCGAGACUGUUUAAUGGAGGGAAACGCGUUCUUUUUUUAACUCACACACCAGAGUUCAAUACCUUUUUUGUUUGUUUUUCUUCAAUCCAUCAAAUUUCAUUUCAUUUCAUUUCACUUAACAAUCAUGGACAACACGCUGAAAUCUCCCGUGCGCUACUCGCUUCGCACGCGCACGCCAAUCAAGCCCAUAGCAGCACCCCCGCCAGCACCCCCGCCCACUGCCCGCAAGCGCGCACGCCCUGCUGCCUCCAGCAAAACGCCAACCUCCAAAAAAACAACACGAAAGCGGGCAUUUUCCAAUCCCACCAAUACCACCAAACGCAAUGCUUCAACAAAGGAACCAAGCCCCGAAACAAUGGAGACGCCGGAUGCCGCCGAGCUGUCCAGCGAAGACGAAGCAUAUACGCCGGACCAGCGCACGUCACCAGCAGCCAUGCCGCCGCCGCCAAAUGUUCGACGCUCAACAACGUCUGAUGUUCCGGUGAGGCGUGGGCCGGGGCGGCCGCGGAAGGACGGGUCGAUGCCGCAACCGCGCAACCCCCUGCGCACCCCACUCCCGGCACCUUCUACCACCCUGUCGGCUCGUCGAACCACCGGUGCUACUGUGACCUUUAGUACUGCAUCGACUCCUGGUGGUGAUUCGCGUCGCUUACCGGUGAACUUGACCAAACACGACCCGUUCAAGGUGGAGAAUCUCACCGAGGCAUCGCGUAUAAUGCAGUCGGUGGCAGUUAAUGGAACUCCAAAUGAUGAUCGAUAUGAGCUGAUGAAAAUGAGUGAUGCGUUGAAGAUGUGUGGGUAUGAAUUGGGUGUUGUGGAUCCUGGAACGGGCGCGGUGGAUGAGGUGUAUCAGAUUAUAAGCUGGGCUGUCAGAGCCGCUGGACCUAGUGGACCGACGCAUCCGCCGCCUGGGUUGAGUGAGGAAGGGAGAGGGGUUUUGUUGAAGUGUUUUGCUACUGUUGGAAGGAGGAUACGUGAGGAAAGUAGGGAUAUGGCGGCGUACCAUAGGAGGCAUGCUUUGAGGAAAUUGGCACUGGCCGAGAAACAACAACAACAGCAACAGCAACAGCAGCAGAAGGUGGAGGGAGAGAUGGAGGAUGUGGAGGCGGAGGCUGAGGGGCCGGAUGCUGGGAAAAAUAAACCCGCGCAUAGGAGGAAUCCAUUGAGAAUUCCUGGCCCGCUGGUGGAUAUUUGGAGAGAGCCAUACAAGAAGAGCCACGAUAAUGAGCCUGCUGCCGGUCAUGACUCGCAGGUUUCGGAUGCGUAGAUUAUUUAUUGACUACUUAAAAUAUUUAUCUUUUGUUUUGUUUUAUUUAUUUUGUUUUGUUUUGUUUUGUUCGGAGACUUUUUUGAAUGAGAAAAUAAAUACAUUGAGCGAGAUAU
Kickxella alabastrina is the source of this 1396-nucleotide messenger RNA. RefSeq lists its product as uncharacterized. The record is from RefSeq and is a predicted model, not a curated record. The transcript has a single exon. Lineage: Eukaryota; Fungi; Kickxellomycota; Kickxellomycetes; Kickxellales; Kickxellaceae. Bases 138 to 1280 code for a protein of 380 amino acids.